Coregonus clupeaformis (lake whitefish) is the source of this 8086-nucleotide messenger RNA. Its product is annotated as signal-induced proliferation-associated protein 1. Gene Ontology annotation, cellular component: Golgi apparatus; cytoplasm; plasma membrane. The record is from RefSeq and is a predicted model, not a curated record. Bases 701 to 4510 code for a protein of 1269 amino acids. Gene Ontology annotation, molecular function: protein binding; GTPase activator activity. NCBI's taxonomy places the organism in Eukaryota, Metazoa, Chordata, Actinopteri, Salmoniformes, Salmonidae. The transcript is spliced from 16 exons. Gene Ontology annotation, biological process: epithelial cell morphogenesis; establishment of epithelial cell polarity; regulation of small GTPase mediated signal transduction.
AAGGAGGAGGGGGUUGACUUUAGUGUGAUGUGAAUGAAAUAGAAUCAGCGUGAAGGAGAGAGACAGAACAAAUCAACCUGCCUCUUUUGACUGAACAAUGGAAUGGAAGAGCUGAGCUCCUAGCCACACUGACCAGAGAGGAGUUUUAUUUUUGGAGAGGGGAAGAAGGGAGCAGACAAGGGGAACCGAAGAGGGAGGAGGAGGAGAAAAAGCCUCAGCGUGGGGAUAGAUAGGAGAAAAAUGCUGUCAUGGGGAGAGGGGGGAGGGAGCCGACAGAAAGGAACAGGAUGAUACCAGGCAGGGUGGAGCGGAGCUGAAAUGUGGAGGUGACCAGUGGAAGAGACCAAAGAGAAUGGAUGACAGGGGACAGAGAGCUGGGCUCGUCUCAUGGUAACUCUCCUCUCUGUACAUUCUACCAGCAGGACCAAACCUAAAUUGGAGCACAUCACAACUGGGGCACACCAGAAUCGUAGUCAUCUGCAGAGCUGGAGAACGUCCUAAAGGAACUUGGAAUGGGUGUACGUUUUCCAGACCUAAAACAUAUAAUUGUAUCUGACUGUGGGACUUAUAACUGUCAUCUAAUAGUCCUCUGCAUUUUGUUAUUGAAUGUGGAUGAGGAACACGUGUAGUACCUUUACUCAUCCGGUCUGGGAAAGUGAGGAGAGAUAGUUGGAGGAUUGGAAUUAGAGUCUGAGGCACCAUGCAGUCUGAUGACCUCUUCCUCCGCAAGUUCUGCCGGCAGAGGCCACGACCUCCUCUGGCAACGGUCAACUUUGACUCUAAGCGGGACGGUGGGGUACGGGCGCGGGUGCUGGCAGGGGAGUGGCCCCCGAGGAGGGACGGGGAGGGGGCAGAUGGGGAGAGCCUUAUUACCCCGAACCGUGUGGGUCUGAACCUGAGGUCAGUGGGCCGAGGACACAUCAUGCAGAGAAGCAACAGUGACGUGACUCUGGGUGACCUGGACUCUUCUGGUAAGGCGGGAGGGAAGGCCACACGGGCGGUGGGGGAGAAGGCAGGUGCCGGGGCCCAGGGGGACUCAGGGGUGAUGCUGCACAGGGAAUAUGGCAGCCUCUCCUCACUGGAAAAACAGACAGGUCUGUCAGGAACCCAGGAGCUCAGUGCAGAGGACCAGGGAGCUCUGAGCCCCAACGCCCUCCGCUUCAAAGACCCCUUCCUGCUGCUGGGCCUGCAUGCAACCCCCCCAGAACCAGACGGCUUCUUCAGGGCUCUGUCCGCCCCCACAGGAGACACCCCAAAACCAGCCAAGCCCCCCAAGCCUGAGGGGCUGAGCAAGAAGGCCAAGCCUUCACCCCCACAGAUCCCCCAACCAGGUCCUCAUGACAACCUGGAGGGCGGAGCCUGGGUCAGGAACUUUGCCCACUAUGAUGUCCAGAGCAUUCUGUUUGACCUCACGAAAGUAGCCAGCAACCGAGACAGCAUCAGCCGCAAAAAGAACAUCACCUCAGGGGCGUCGGCCGCCUCAACGAUGCGCCCCCUCAACCAGGCCACGCCCUCCUCGCCCUCGCAGGGUGGGGGCGGUGGUGGGGGGGCUGUGGAGGACCCGGAGCAGUGUCUGCUGGACGAGGGAGACGGCAACGACAACGAACUGCUGCUCAGCUGCCCACACUUCCGUAACGAGAUGGGGGGUGAGGAGCGGGCGGGCCUGGGGCGUACGCAGGGCAGAGGGGGCCUGUGGCUGAGCCUGAGGAACCCCAACGAUGCAGUGUCAGUACUGGAGGAACCCAGAGAGAGCCACGUCCAGCAGCAGGGCAAGAGCAACUACUUCAUAGAACAUGCAGACCUGGGAGCCCACUACUACCGCAAAUACUUCUACAUGAAAGAUCAUCAGAACUUCUUUGGUAUGGACGACCGCCUGGGUCCAGUGGCCAUCAGCUUCCGUAGAGAGGAGAAGGAGGGAUCCAGUGGAGCUCAGUAUAACUACAGAAUCAUCUUCAGAACCACUGAGCUGAAGACUCUGCGAGGCUCCAUCCUGGAGGAGUCCGUGCCCUCAGCGGCCCGCCACACCACCCCGCGCGGCCUGUCUCCCAAGAGGCUCCUGGAGUUCAUCAUCCCUGACCUCAACCUCCACUGCCUGCGCCUGGCCUCCACCUCGCCCAAGGUCCGAGACACCCUGCUCAAGCUGGACGAACAGGGGCUGAACUUCCAGAGGAAGGUGGGAGUGAUGUACUGCCGUGCAGGCCAGAGCUCUGAGGAGGACAUGUACAAUAACGAGAGCUCUGGGCCGGCUUUCGAAGAGUUCCUGGACCUCCUGGGGGAGCGAGUGAAGCUGAAGGGCUGGGAGAAGUACCGCGCUCAGCUGGACACCAAGACGGACUCCACGGGGAUCCAGUCCCUCUACACGCGCUACCAGGACUUUGAGGUCAUGUUCCAUGUGUCCACCAUGCUGCCGUACACAGCCAACAACACACAACAGUUGCUGAGGAAGAGGCACAUAGGGAAUGACAUAGUGACCAUAGUGUUCCAGGAGCCAGGGGCUCUGCCCUUCACUCCUAAGGCCAUCCGCUCCCAUUUCCAACAUGUCUUCAUCAUCGUCCAGGUGGAACAGUCCUGCUCUGACCACACCUACUACAGGGUGGCGGUGACACGCUCCAAAGACAUCCCGUUAUUCGGGCCUCUGUUCCCUAAGGGUGCUCGAUUCCCCCGUUCCCCUGCCUUCAGAGACUUCCUGCUGGCCAAGGCGGUGAACGCUGAGAACGCUGCCGAGAAGGCGGAGAAGUUCCGCUCCAUGGCCAUGCGUACACGACAGGAGUACCUGAAGGACCUGGCAGAGAACUACGUGACCACCACGCCCAUCGACUCCUCCACCAAGUUCCCCCUGCUGUCACUGGGUGGCAAGCGCAAAGACAAACUGAAGGGGGCCAAGGGGGCAGAGCUUCACAGUGCUGGGGCGCUAGUCUGGGCUGUGAUGGCCACCAGUGGGAAUGAGGAGGAGACAGGAGGACAAAAGCUGCCCUGUCUAUUGGGGGUUUCAGCUGAAUCAGUGGUGCUGAUCGAGAGAUACACACGGAGGGUGGUGUUCAACUGCUGCUGCCGCGACGUGAUUGGCUGGAAAGCGGUGACAGACAGCAGGACCAUCGGCUGGCCUUUCCUGGAUAUCUUCUAUGAGAGGGGGGAGGCAGUGUUAAUCAGUGUGAUGGACAGCCAGGCAGAGGAGAUACGGGAGAUGGUGCAGAGACUGGAGCUGGUGACGCGGGGCUGCGAGGCGCGGGAGGUGACCCCGCUGCGUGACGGGGUGGGCCAGCCAGGCUUCCUGAUGAGCGAGGAAGGCUUUGUGACGGACCUGCAGCGAUUUGGCUAUGCGGAGAGUGGGGGUCUGCAGCUGGGGGCGCGGGUGGUGCGGCUGUGUGGUCACGCCCUGGUGCACCUGGGGCCGGAGGAGAGAGCCAGACUGCUCCGCACCGCCCACAAGAUCCACAUCACCGUCAUCCCUCCAGAUGAGAACGGCAAGCCCCGCAGGAGUUUCUCAGAGUUGUACCAGAAAGCCAUCCAGGAUGCAGAACGUAAGCCUGGGGAGGGCCAGUCUGGAGAGGCCUGGGUACUGGACGAGAGGGAGGAGGAAGAAGAGAUGGAGGAAGAGGAACGUGAACAGGGAGAGGGAAAAGAGGCAGAGACGAUGGAGGGACCAGCUGAAGGAGGAGAGGCUGAGGAGACGGGACAGGCUGAGGAGGACCAGGGGGACCAGAGGGACCAGGGGGACCAGGACUCCCUAUUCUCCACACCCAGCCUGCCUCUUUUACGGGCCACCUCCCUGCAUGACCACCCCCCCAACCAGACCAUGGAGGAGAUCACCCCCUCCCAGAUAACACGCAGCUACUCCCUAGAGUACUCCCGGGACAUAUGUGACGGGCAUGUGUAUGACAACGUGGGUGUGAAGGUGGAACGUCACAUCUAUGAGAACCUAGGGGAGCUGAGCGACGCCAUGCCUGACCUCAUUCUGGCUGUCAAACCCAAGGUGCCCCUGAACGAGGAACAGUUUGUAGGGGCUGAGUUGGGUGAGCAGAGGGCAUUAGCGAGUGACCCCUCCCUGUCCUCCACCCGGUUGUCGUGUCUGGACAGAGCAGAGAGAAACUCCCGAGCUCUGAGCCUACACAACUCCAUCACCAAGAUCCUGUCCGAGACCACAGAUUCCUCAGAGGAGGAGUGGCAGUCUAUAGCUGACCUAGCCACUGCCUGCCGCAGCAUCCUAGAGGCCUUGUCACGGGAAGACCGUAAAGCAGGAGAUGGGACCCAAGGAGCAGAUGGAAAGCUAAAGGACAUGAAGGACAGUGACUCCCCUGGCCACCUGGAGGAGAAGGUGUCCCAGCUGGAGGCCAUGCUGAAGAGGCUGCAGGAUGACCUGCAAAAGGAGAAGGAGGACAAGGCGGUGCUGCAGGCCGAGGUGCAGAGCCUCAGGCAGAAUAACCAGCGGCUGCAGGAGGAAUCCCAGAGCACCGUGGCCCGCCUCAUCAAAGUCACCGAGCUGCUGUGCAAUGUCAACAAGCCCUGUUAGCUCCACCACAGUACACACUGUGGACACACACACAGAUCACACACAAACAAACAAAUACACACAGACGAUCGCACACAGAUCACAAACAUACACGCCGGACACACACCGCAUUCAAUAUUGUAUACAAACACACCUGCAGAGUACAUCAACCUUCUCUACACCACGUAUAUAGACACAUGCACAAUACUCUGCAUUCUGUAGGACGACAUUUUACCUCUGGGCAAGCCCAUGGGUGCAGAACCAACUCAAAAAACAACUCUGAGACAUUUCUCACCAUCUGAUGGUCUUCUCAAUAGAUUGACCAAUGGUUGUGCUUUACCCAAGAGUGUGUUUUGUACCUUGAGUGUGCGCAAGUGAGUGUGUGUGUGUGCGUGCGUCACUAUGGUUCUUUUAUCUUGCUUCACAUACUUGACAAGUUGGGCAGAAUAGCAAUUGCUUAAAACAACCCAAUUGAUUUAGAUGAAGAGACACGUGUGCAGCAUGUUUGGUGGCUGUUUAUUUCAAUUGACACAAAGCGUGUGUAUGUCUCAUGAUGUACGUAUGUAAACAGUAGUCUCCCUCUCCUCUCUGCUCAACCCACUCCAUGAUAUGCAACGUCUUGGAAUGAGAACAGUUCAGCUGUGCACCCUUAGAGUGGAGGGCCUUGGAUCUACAUAUUAUACAGAAAAAGGGAAAAUGACAAUUGCAUGCCUGCAGGUAGCCUGCUUGAAUAGACGGAAUGAUGCAUACUGACCCUACCUGUCUCUGCCAACCUUAUCACGGAUUAGUUAAUUUAUUGUGUAGAGACACCAUUCUCUCCCCUCCAUACCUCCUCAGCUUCAUUUCAAGGGUUGUGGACUUGAGUAUUUCACGUCUGCUUCCAGUGAAUGAGACACACUUUACUUAUAAGGGAAUUGACUCACCGAAUUAAUUCUGAUUGAGUUGAAACGGAUAUUGAAGUGGAUAAUACCUCUGCUGAGGAUGAAACAAUUGGAGAGAUGAAAGACUGGCUGUAGAAGCUAUGCUGUAGAAAGUGCACCUCCUGCUGGACUGAACCAUGCAUUGCCACAAGGCAGCUCUCCUUUUAGACAAAAAUAUUGUAGGGAUUUAAUGUGAACUAGAGAGGAUUCCUUUAGUGAACACAUCCUUCUGUGUUCCAAUAUAUUUUGUGUUUGAUGUCUACAAUGACAAUUCAGUGUAUUUGAAAUGAAUUCAGAAUGGAGUGGUUGCCUGUGGGUGAAGGAGUCCCCCAUUUCACCCUAAUGUUUUUGCGUGUGUACCUACUGUAUGUGUGUUUCUGCGUUGUUCUUGCACUUUUAGCAUCACCUAUAUCGGCAUGGGACAGGGUACAUAUUUAACCUCCUGCCCAGGUUUAUGCCUUGCUUGAAAAAUUUAAGUGGAUUUGAUCUCACCCCUUCACCUCACCCCACCUCACCUUCAGGUCCACUGCUGAUGACGCCAAAAACAAUGUGAGAUCAGAGGAGAACGGGAUUAUUCCUCCUACAAGACUGUUCUGCCAAAAGAUGCCAAGGCAGCUCUCCUACACCCCACUCAACUCUAACUACUCAAACUCUGGAAGGGAUGCCAAACAAUCGUCACUCAAAGCUCUUGUUUGUUGUAUAUACUCUUUUACUUCCUCUUGUAGUUUUAUUUUAGAGUCACUGUGAUUACCCGGUACCAGCAGAUAAUGAUAUAUUCAAAUUAAAUUAUAAAUCUAAACUUUAUCUAAAUGUGAAGACGACAUGUACAGCUGUACUGCUCAGUGCGACUUAGUGCAUUCGGUUGUGUAUGCCCUCAAUUGCAGGAUGGUUUAAUAUGCAGACCAUUGUAAAUGUGCCCGAACAGGCUGUUUGAGCCAUGCUGUUUAAAAUGGUGAUGCCUUGUUGUUGGAAAUGAUUAGCAGAGUGGAGAAGUGUAAGAAUAUCUGAUGUUUUACUGUGUUCUUCUGUAUAGUUCUUCAGAUUGUAGGAGGUUGAUGAAGCAUGAUAGUGCGCCAGGCAACUUCCUAGCUCCCCUGUGUGUGUGUGUGUGUGUAUGUAAAAACUGUAAUAACUUAAUAAUCUUGCAAAUGUGGAAUACCCUGUUAGAUGUGUUAAUACAAGGGGAGGGAGGUAGAAAUUACAUGUGCUAUAAAGUUAAAAUGGUAUGAUGGGGGUUGGUUUUAAGGAAGAAUCUGUUUUUAUAUAUACAUUCAAACACAAGAAGACGAGAGGAAAAAUAUUUCUGCAAUGUUAAAGUAUUUCUUGGGGAAAUGAUAAUGGUUAUCGUUAUCAUUCUAGUAUUGAGCUAUUCAUUCAGAGCUCCUACGUUCACGUUCAAUAAGGUCUCUAAUGCCACUAGGUAUGCCUUAAAGAGUGACUCUCGGACUCUCCAGAGAGGACAGGACAGACUGGUUCAUGUGAAGGCUUCUUUCUCAGACAUUGUGCCUACCUGAAAUUGUAAUGUAUGGUAACUCAGCUUGGUGUCUUCAUUUCAGUUCUUCAUGGUCAUUGUUUGCAGACAGUGUCAGGUUGUCCUGUAUCCUGCAGGAUAGACAGGUGUGUCUGCCACAUGACAGUGGUAGAUGUAUGGUUGGUUGGUAUGGGGUCUCUCCAGGGUCUGCUCUUCAAUCCUCCCACUGAUGAUCUGUGGCCCUUAAAUCCAAAAGAUGGGUUUAGGGACCCCAGAAAAGUGUCAUAAAGGUUAUAUGAAGACGAUAUGAAGUUUGUGUUUGCUUUUGUUAGGUUAAAGGAAAUUAUCCGUAUAGCGCUGGUUUAAGACCAGUAUCUCCAACCCUAUUGAAUCACAAUCAUUCGAUGCAGAAAAACAUAACUUUCAACAAUCAUUUGGACAUGAACCAUCCUCCAAAUCACACUCUGAGUGCACUUGGAACCCCCAUUUAUGUAUCACCAAAAGUAUGCCUGAGUGACCCCUAACGACACAUUGUAUGCCUGAGUGACCCCUAACAACACAUUGCAGAUGGUAACAAUGCAAUAGUCCUCAUCUGCUCUAGACUACAUCAGCUGGCAAACGAUCUCCACCCAGCCAAUAGUAAACCUGUGAGAAUUAUCCCUGGUAGAGACAUUGUGGUUGUUGCCUCCUCCCAUCCAUACUGUAGUAGAGGUGCCAAUGACCAGUGUUUUUCUUUUAUCCUCUUAUUUGUUUGCCUUAUGUGUCAUCGCAUCAUCCUUACAGGAAACCAUGCUCGCAGUACAGUAUGUGUCCUACUUCCACAUUGUCAUCUCUUUGUUGCUGUUGUAGAAGGGGAUGUAUUCAUGUGGCCAUACGGUAGGGAAGAUAGAAUACAGUACAUUAUUACCAAUGGAACCACACAUAAAAUCAUAUCCCCAGUGUAGGUUUAGGGGAGGCCUGGCCACACAUCAUGUCAGAAUGGUAGCACACAUUGUACACUCUGCUCAGCCAGUUAAAGAGUUGACUUUACCAUAACCAGGCAGUGGAACACUGAGGGAAUGUAUUGUAAAACACAAAAUCAUGUUUUCAGUAUGAUGCCACCUCCAAACCUGUUAAUUCAUUCAUGAGAAAAGUAAAUUGACUAAAUGUUGUUCAUGUACUGUGAACUGGAGGGCUCAUGGCAAUAAAGAAUCCUCUGUACCUUUA